AUAUAUAAAGUAGUAUGAUGUAUGAAGUUGAUAGAAAGGCAGAAGAAAGAAGUGGAAAAUUAAAGUGAGAGACAGUAACAUCAUAUAUGAUAUGAUAAUGGAAGAGAAUCUUCUAGCGGCAAAAGAAAGAUCAUCAUCAUGGACAUGGAAGAAAGGUUACAAAGAAGAAAUGAAGAGGAUAUGUGAGAUAGCAGGGCCCAUGGUGGUAGUGAUAGCUUCUCAGUAUCUGUUGCAGGUGGUUUCAACCAUGAUGGUUGGUCACCUUGGCGAGCUUGCUCUCUCAAGCUCUUCUUUGGCCAUAUCCCUCUCUGGUGUCACCGGUUUCAGCCUCCUUAUGGGGAUGGCGAGUGGACUGGAAACUAUAUGUGGACAGGCUUAUGGAGCAGAACAAUACCAAAGAAUUGGAAUGCAAACAUACACUGCCAUCUUUUCUCUCAUAUUGGUCUGUGUUCCCCUCUCUAUUCUUUGGAUCAACAUUGAACAGAUACUAGUCUUCCUAGGCCAGGACCCUCUCAUUGCUCAUGAAGUAGCCAAGUUCAUCAUAUGGCUUAUUCCAGCCCUUUUUGCAUAUGCAAUUCUGCAGCCGUUAGUUCGAUAUUUCCAAAUCCAAAGCUUGCUUCUUCCCAUGCUUGUAAGUUCUUGUGUCACUCUAUUCCUCCAUAUACCUCUUUGUUGGCUCUUGGUGUUCAAGGCUGGACUCAAUAGUGCUGGUGGAGCAAUAGCAGUUAGCAUUUCAAUUUGGUGCAAUGUCAUUUUUCUUGGAUUAUUCAUGAGAUACUCUCCAUCGUGUGCAAAAACACGCGCUCCGAUUUCUCUGGAGAUGUUCCGAGGAGUUGGGGAGUUUUUUCGCUUUGCUGUCCCUUCUGCAGUAAUGAUUUGCCUUGAAUGGUGGUCAUAUGAGUUGCUUAUCUUGCUGUCUGGGCUGUUACCAAACCCACAACUUGAGACUUCAGUUUUAUCUGUUUGUCUUAAUACAAUUUCAACUCUCUAUACCAUCCCUUUUGGAAUUGGUGCUGCAGCAAGCACAAGAGUUUCAAAUGAAUUAGGAGCAGGGAAACCACUAGCUGCUCGUGUAGCCGUGCUGGCUGGAAUGUCUCUUGCAGUAAUUGAGACGAGUAUAGUAAGCGCAACCCUCUUUUCGUGUCGCCACAUUUAUGGUUAUGUUUUCAGCAACGAGGAGGAAGUUGUUGAUUAUGUCACUGUCAUGGCUCCUCUGGUUUGUGUAUCUGUUAUACUAGAUAGCCUACAAGGUGUUCUGGCAGGGAUUGCUAGAGGUUGUGGAUGGCAGCACUUAGGAGUUUUUGUAAACCUAGGAGCUUUCUACCUCUGUGGGAUUCCGGCUGCGGCUGCGUUGGCAUUUUGGGUGAAUCUGAAAGGAAAAGGACUUUGGAUUGGUAUACAAGUUGGUGCAUUUGUUCAAACUGUUCUACUUGCUACCAUAACAAGCUGCAUAAAUUGGGAACAACAGGCAAUCAAGGCAAGGAAGAGAAUAUUUGAUGGUCAAUUUUCAGCAGAUAAUAUACUGAUAUGAGAAGCUAGUUAUUGAUGAAAUGAAGAUCAAUUAUAAAUCUUCAUUAGUGAGUGACUUGGAACUGGAAUUUCAAAAAUAUGUUUUCAUGAUAAAGAGUUGUAUAUGUAUACACUAUAUUAGUUCAUCACACCUCAUGCAUUUUUAUGUAACCAUGCUGAAGUGAUCCCCAAAUUAUGGAAAUGAAUGGAGUCAUACAAGACAAGGGCAUGUGAGUGUGUGGUUUAGCUCAGAUCCUAUGUACUUAAAUUGUUUUAUUCGGAAAACAGUAAAACUUAGACGCCA
Arachis ipaensis is the source of this 1813-nucleotide messenger RNA. Its product is annotated as protein DETOXIFICATION 12. The record is from RefSeq and is a predicted model, not a curated record. Gene Ontology annotation, biological process: xenobiotic detoxification by transmembrane export across the plasma membrane. Lineage: Eukaryota; Viridiplantae; Streptophyta; Magnoliopsida; Fabales; Fabaceae. Gene Ontology annotation, molecular function: xenobiotic transmembrane transporter activity; antiporter activity. Gene Ontology annotation, cellular component: membrane.